Molecule: messenger RNA, 1479 nt
Organism: Fonsecaea nubica
Lineage: Eukaryota; Fungi; Ascomycota; Eurotiomycetes; Chaetothyriales; Herpotrichiellaceae
Exons: 3
Coding region: 1-1479 (492 amino acids)
Source: RefSeq, a predicted model, not a curated record
AUGCCCGACCAGCCCAAGCCCUUGCCUACACAGGGUAACAGACACAGUGAAGGUCGAGCUGCCGGCUCUCAGUCUGAUGUGUUCAGCGAUGCUCCUCGAUCUACGCCGCAAAUCGGCCAUCAACCGGCACAAGCAAGACCUCCUAUCUCCAACCCUCAUCAAUCUCCGUCAAUUACGACCAAUCCGAUAUUCCCUCAGGAGAGAAGUGGGCAGAGCUUUCAACUUGCAACUAGGGAACAAGCAAAUCCUAGAGUUUCCCUUCCAAGCGCUCCUGGGCCGUCAUCAUUCAACAGCAGUCUGGACUUAUCUCUGCAACGUUUCGCAGAUAUUCCAAGUGGAGAUUACCAGAAGGUCGCAACUUAUAUUCGAGCACAUCCCUUGAUUCUCAAACAGGAUCCAGAAGCUCUUCUGACAGAAGCAAUUCAAGCGUAUCGUUUUGCCAGUUCCAGGCCUGAGCUGCAAAAUAGUAGCAGAUCGCUGUACGGGGAUGGUUGCAUCCAGCAACAUGUGAUUCUCAGGCAAUUACAAUACUUGCAAAGGAAACCUGUCGAAGCUCUACAAUCGAGGAGAGUAACAACAGAAGAGGUGACUGAAGCUGCGAAACACUACUUCGACCAGCUCCUCGACAAAAAGUCCCUUACUAGGAAACAGUUUGAUGAAGGGCUGGGUGAAGCUCGUGCACGUGCUAUGAGACAGUUGCAGGGUGCCGACCCAAGCCUUCAAACAACCGCCACGAGCACCCAGCAGUCCCCGACGCAGAUUAGGACAUCUACUACGGCUAUUCAAGCUCAGCAAAGCUCACUCCCAUUCCGCACCUCUCGAGUAACUUCCCCGCCGAGCCUUGCGCCUUUGACUCUGCAUGGUGAAGGAACUGAUAGAAGCCACCCUAGUCAGCCAGGUUCCACCACCCAAAUUCCACGAAGUGAGAAAGCCCACGGGCUAGACCCCAGGUUCGUGACCAGAAAAUCGGUCUUCUAUCAACCUGGGCACGUAUUUGCCAUUCUCUGGCACGAGCCCUUCAAUGACUCCCAGGGAUACGCCGGCCACAGCUCACGACAGUCAUACAUGAAUGCAAACGUCAGCAUCGGACUCUAUGGCGAGCCCAUUUACAGCUCGAUUCGCAGGAUGGUUGUUGUCCGACAGGACCAUGGCUGCAGUGUAUGUAUCCAAAUCAAUACCUAUGGCAAAAGAGGUCUGGCAAAAUUCGCGACAUCACCCAAGGACGUUGAUGCCCAUUCAAUAAUCUAUAUGGACGACACAGAACCUCGGCAGCACCCAGGUGAACCUGCAUCGAACAAAAGACCUAUUGCAGUCACGAAAGCAACCGCAGAUCAAAAACUGAAUUCGUUGAGCCGUCUCUGCUACUCCCAGCCGCACACGGUGCAACAUACCGUGAAAGCCAUGGAUGUUGGUUGGGUGACCAAAGAGAGUCUACCUUAUCUGCUAUCAUAUUACCAGACGAUCAACACUCUCCCUUAG